Messenger RNA from Dothidotthia symphoricarpi CBS 119687, 282 nucleotides. RefSeq lists its product as uncharacterized. Lineage: Eukaryota; Fungi; Ascomycota; Dothideomycetes; Pleosporales; Dothidotthiaceae. The record is from RefSeq and is a predicted model, not a curated record. The transcript has a single exon. The annotation marks the transcript as partial.
CUUGACACACUCAUGCGCCAAACAUCCCGCGCCUACGAUCUCGUACUAGCCUACCCACGCGACGCUGAGGGUGGCUUGCGCUGGUAUACUUCCGACAUCCCACGUAUCCGCAAGGUGGGUCGCCAUCUUCAUCACGACAUGUGGGCGUUGAAGCAUUGGCAGCGCAAAGUCAAAGAGCAUGGAAACAUGGAUAAGAAGACGGUGCGGAAGAUUGAGAAAGACGCGGAGAAUAUGUGGGAUUUGUGUAAAAAGGUACAAAGGGUCAUUGGGGAACUUGAGCAG